Schistosoma mattheei is the source of this 3150-nucleotide messenger RNA. The record is from the annotation of a GenBank genome assembly. NCBI's taxonomy places the organism in Eukaryota, Metazoa, Platyhelminthes, Trematoda, Strigeidida, Schistosomatidae.
AUGCCUCCAAGCCAGUAUCAUAAGCCGGAAACUGCAUUGACUAAAGCAAGAGAACUUAUAAAAUGUGACAAAAAGUCUAACGCUUUGGAAAUUUUGUACGAAGUGAUGCGAGUUAGACGAACUAAACAAUGGCAAAAGGUCUUAGAAGAAUUAAUGAUGCUGUUUGUUGAACUUUGUGUAGAACUCCGUAAGAACAUCCACUUCAGAAAAGCAAUUUAUACGUACAAAAAUAUGAGUGUUAUGGAAAACACUAUUUCACUCGAGCAAGUUAUUCGUUAUUACCUGAACCAGAUAAAGGGUAAAACUGAAGAAGCUCAAGAAGUGUCAAAGAGUGCUAUCAUGGAAAUUGAGGAUUUGGAUGUCCUGGAAACUCCAGAAAGUCUCAUGUUAAAUGCAGUUAGUAUGGAGGGUACUCAAGACCGGUCUGCUAGAACGAUUUUGAUGCCAUGGUUAAAAUUUCUCUGGGAUUCCUAUCGUUUGGUGCUAGAUUUGUUACGUAGCAAUUCGAAGUUAGAAAAGCUGUAUCAUGAAGUAGCUCAUGAUGCUUAUAACUUCUGCUUGAAGUAUGGUCGGAAGACGGAAUUCAAAAAGCUGUGUGAACUGAUUCGACAACAUACUCAGAAAGUCCAGAAUCAGUUACAACCUAAUGCACCUAAUGCUAUAAAUUUGAAUAAUGCCGACACACAGACAUUACACUUAGAGACUAGAUUACGACAGUUGGAUUGUGCUAUGGAACUAGACAUGUAUAACGAAGCUUUUAAAACUGUUGAAGAUAUUUGGAGUUUUAUGAUGAUUUCACGAAUACAUGCUAUGCCUUCAUUAAUGACCAAUUACUACUCAAAAACAGCCGAACUUUUUCGACGAUGCGGUUGCCAUUUAUAUCACGCUGCUGCUUUACACAAACUUUACACGUUAUAUCGUGAUCAGAAAAAGAAUUUAACUCGUGAAGAACUAUCUGAUCUUGGAUCUCGUGUACUUUGUGCAACUGUUGCCAUUCCUUUGCCAAAUGCGAAACUGAAUGCUGACAAAUUCUUAUCUGGCGAGUACACUAUUAUGAAGCAGAAAACACUUGCUGGACUUUUGGGUCUCAUUCAAGUACCAACUCGUCAAAGUUUAAUACGUGAUCUGGUUCGUCAUAAAGUGCACACUGUUGUGCCGUCAAAUUUAGCUAAGUUGUACCAAGUUCUAGAAGCGGAUUUUCAACCUUUGAAACUUUGGGAACUUGUUCAACCAGCACUUGCCCAUAUAACCACCUGUUCAGAUCUCCAAGUGUACAUUACGCAACUGCACGAUGUUAUCGUAGCAAAAACACUUCUACAAUUAUCUCAAGUCUAUCAAAGCUUGGAUUUCAACGAAUUUUUCAAACUAUGUCCAUUCAUGGAGCCUAUUCGACUUGAAAGGAUUGUAAUUGAGUUGAUUCAUAAUUUGGAACUGCCUAUUCGAGUCAAUCAUUUACAACAAGCGAUUUUCUUUGAUAAAUUUACAGAUCUGGGAAUAAGUCAAUGUGAAUAUGGUGGACAGUUAGUAUCACAGUCAACCCAUGUAAAUGACCCAGACAAAUUGUCUCGUCAACUAACAAUGUUUGCUCAAGUGAUGCAACAGAUAACUGAUAUUCUGGAAGUUGGUCAGUCUUUAGCUAACUGUCGACGUGCACUUGUUCAAGAUUACCGGAAAAAUGAAAAAGUCUUACGCAGUGAAUUGCUUAAUCGACGUUGUUUAAUCGAAGCCCGAAAGGAAGAGAUUGAGACGUAUCAGGGUAAACGAGAUCAGUAUUACAGCAUUGUUGAAGCAAGACGUCAAGCGGAACAAGAGCGUCUAUUGAAAGCGGAAGAAACCAAUUUGGCCAAUGAAGCUAUACAACGUGAACGAAUGAAAACUGAAGAUGAGAAAGCUCGUCUAAAAUUACGAAUGGCACGUACUAGUUUGAAAAUGUUCUUAGAUUUAAAAAUUGAUACAAAACUUGAUUUAAAAGAGUUAACAGAAGAACAGCUUGAAAACUUUGAUGCAGAUAAACUUAUUAACAAGCAAAAACAAGAGGUGAAGAAAAAGCGAAAAGAACUAGCGGAGAAGGCUAAAACAAUGGCGAAAAAAUUGGACUAUUAUACACGUGCUUGUCGUAUUGAAGAAAUCCCAUUGUUACAGGCAAAUAUUGAGCCGGAAGCUAUUGAAUCUCGUGAAUUAUUUGAGCAGAGUGUCAGAGAAAUUGAGGAGCAUUCGAAAGCCGAGCAUGCACGACAAUUGAAAGAACGUAAUCGCUUGAUUCGAAUGAAAUCAGAUGUCCAGCGUCUUGUUGGUCAAUUAAAAGAAGCUCGUGAUAAUCGGUAUAGAGCUAAGUUGGCAGAAUGGGAGGCUCUGUGUGACCAAAAACGAUCGGAAAGAUUGGCUGAAAGAAGAGCUAAACAUGAGGCUGAAUUAGAAGCUGAGGCACGUCGUCGAGCUGCACAAGAAGCAAUUGAACGUGAAGAACAGAAACAACGUGAACUAGCUGCAGAAGCUGAACGUCAGAAACGAGAACAAGAAGCUAAAGAAGCGGCAGAACGUGAGGCUGCUCGAAUUGAGGAAGAGUCCAAGGCAUGGAAACGUGGAGAUAUUAAAAGAGAUGAACCUGUAUCGGUUAAUCCUUUUGCUCGACAUCGUCAAUCUGAAAUUAGUAGUGCUUCUGGUAACGCAUUUCGUGACUUUCGACGUGAUGAUACGUCAAGAUAUUCAGAUUUUGGUCGGUCAUCGGGAAGUAAACGAGUUGGUUUCGAUAAUACACCAACUCUCCGUAGUGAUCCUUCCAAAGAUACUUGGAGUCGAAGUGGUCCGCGAAGAACUGUUCCUUCUGAAUUUGAUUCGCUUCUAUAUGAAGAUGACUCUGGUAACGCUGGUGGUUGGACUCAGGUUGGAUCACGUAGAGAAACUGAACGAACAAGACCAUUCGGUAGAGGUGGUAGUUCAAUGGGUGGUGGAUUCAAUAGAGCAUCUAAAAAUCUGGAUAUGGACACUGGUAGCUCAACUCCAUGGCGUAGAGAAGGUCCAAAUGCCACAGUGGGCAAAUCACAAGUUUUUGAAGAAAUGAGAGGUGGUAAUGUGAAACGACCUUUUGGUAGCUCAGGAUUCCCUUCACGACUUUCUAGUAGUGGAUUAUCUGACGACAGGAAGUACUAA